Molecule: messenger RNA, 2774 nt
Organism: Pollicipes pollicipes
Lineage: Eukaryota; Metazoa; Arthropoda; Thecostraca; Pollicipedomorpha; Pollicipedidae
Product: leucine-rich repeat serine/threonine-protein kinase 1
Exons: 22
Coding region: 24-2774 (916 amino acids)
Molecular function (GO): protein binding
Source: RefSeq, a predicted model, not a curated record
GUCCCCUGUAACCCCGUGUGCCGAUGCGCGCAGGCGCCGACGCGGCCGGCUCGGCCGUACACACCUGCGUGCACCGGCGCCACCGGCGCUUCGAGGCGCUGCGCACGCUCGUGCUGGCCGACAAUCAGCUGACUGAGGUGCAGCUGAACCAGCCGCGGCACGAGAUGGACGGCGCCUCGCCCGCGGUGAGCGGAAGCAACACAGUGCUACGUCGGCGCCACCACGAGCGCGCCCGCCUCAUGUUCCCCAACCUGUCGAUGCUGGACCUGAGCAAAAACCAGCUGCACAGCGUGCCGGCGAACAUCCACGAGCUCACCAACUUGUCCGUGCUCAACAUCAGCGGCAACGAGGGGAUCUGCGAGCUGCCACCGCAGAUGGGCCUGCUGAACCGGCUGUGGAACCUGAACACGCGCGGCUGCUCGCUCCAGGAGCCGCUCAAGACCAUGAUCGACUCCAACAAGUACAAGACCAUGGACGUCGUCGGCUACCUGAAGUCGGUUCUGGAGGACGCCCGGCUCUACGCCCGGAUGAAGCUGAUGAUCGUCGGCGUGCAGGGCAUCGGCAAGACGUCGUUGCUGGAGCAGCUGCGGGCCGAGGGCACCGGGUCCUACAAGAAGCGGCCGCCCGAGCACUGGGCGAAGCGCAUGGGCAACAAGAACAUGAACCUGAAGACGGCCACGGGCACGACGCUGAGCACAGUGGGUGUCGACAUCGGGGACUGGGUGUACGAGAAGAGGGUGCGCGGCCACAGCUCGCACGGACCCGUCACGUUCCGGACGUGGGACUUUGGCGGCCAGCGGGAGUACUACGCCACGCACCAGUACUUCCUGUCGCGGCGCAGCCUGUACCUGGUGGUAUGGCGCAUCCCCGAUGGUCAGAAGGGCGUCAACAACAUCCAGCAGUGGCUCGUCAACAUACAGGCGCGCGCACCCAACUCGCCUGUCAUCAUCGUGGGCACGCACUACGACCUGAUCCGGGACAAGUACCCAGCCAACUACUGCGAGGACCUGCAGCGGCUCAUCCGCGACCGGUUCAUCAGCCUGGUGGACGCCGACAAAUGUGGCCUGCCGCGCGUGCUGGACACCAUCGAGGUCAGCUGCAAGACCCGCCACAACAUCCGCCUGCUCUGCAACCUCAUCUACGACACCGUCUACAGCCUGAAGUCGCCCGGGAGCAAGGAGCGGCUGCUGGACCAGCGCAUCCCGGCCACCUACCUAGCCCUGGAGGACGUCAUCUCCUACCUGGCGACCGAGCGUCACUUCCAGGGUCGUGACCCGGUGCUGAGGGGCGAGCAGUACCGCGCCCUGGUGAUCCGCGAGAUGGCCAGCCGGUUCGACCUGCGCUUCCGGGACACGGCCGAGCUGAACCAGGCGACGGCGUUCCUGCACGAGAACGGUGUGGUGCUGCACUACGACGACGCGACGCUGAAGGACCUGUACUUCCUGGACCCGCAGUGGCUGUGCGACAUGCUCGCCCACGUCGUCACUGUGCGCGAGAUCAACCCGUUCGCCAGAAACGGCGUGAUGCGGUUGGAGGACGUCUCCCUGGUGUUCAAGUCGUCCACGUGCGCGCCGGCCGACGCCAAGUCGUACAUGAUCUCGCUGCUGGACAAGUUCGAGGUGGCGGUGACGUGGGACGGUCGCACGCUGCUUAUCCCCAGCCUGCUACCCUCCGAGGAGAUGCUGCGUGGCGGCGUGCCCGGCAUGGAUGUCAGGAUCCCCGUGCGGUCCCGCGCCUGGGGCCUGCGGAAGAAGUCGGCCGCAGCGCCGCCGGCGGACGACGGCCAGCCGGCGCCAGGGUCCGAUGGCCAGUGUACGGUGAGCCGGCGAGCGGUGCCCCAAGCCGCCGUCCGCCGCCUCCUCAUCAUGACCUACUUCCCGAGCGGCUUCUGGUCGCGCCUGCUCACCCGCCUGCUGGCCGACGACGUCAUCGUGGACGUCAUCCGGGCCUUCUUCCUGGUGCCGCGACAGGUGCAGCAGGACGCCGUGCUGUCGUCGGUGCUGGCCGGGCCGGCCGAGUGGCGCUGCUGGCAGACGGGCAUCGAGCUCCAGUACGCCAACACCACGCUCAUCCGCAUCCGCGAGCUGCUCGGAUACCUGCGCUACUCGCCCGACUACAGGAAGAUGAGACUGCUGGCCUGUCAGGAGGGACAGUGGCAGGAGGUGCUGACCUCGAGCGCGGCCGUGUUGGAGGUGACGCUACCCAACGAGACCAUUGUCAUCCGACGAUCGCUACCGCAGGCGGAUGACCCGGCCGCCUUCGGCAUUCAGUCGGUGGUGCUGGAGCCCAACCCGGAGUGCGCCUCCAAGCUGCUGGCGAUGGCCGUCGACCACAUUGACACCCUGCUGGAGGACUGGUACCCCGCGCUCGGCACGCGGUUCGUACACACGUCGGAGGGUCGGCUGCUGGUGACGCGGCUGCUGCCGUGCCCGGCCUGCCUGCCGGCCGCCGCUGACGACGCCGAUGGGAUGGAGCCGCCGCCCUCGCCGCCGCCGCCGCCGCCGCCCUCGCCGCCCCCCUCGCCGACUCUACCCGCUGACCAGGAGUGCAUCCUGGUCAGCUACAGCAGCCGGCACGUGCAGUGUCCGGCGCACGGGCCGCUGCUGCUGGCCCAGGUGGCGCCCGACACGGUGUUCCUGGACGUGGGCGAGCGGCGCCUGGUGCGGCCGGAGAGCAUCCAGCGCGGCCCGAUGCUGGGCCGCGGCGCGUUCGGCUUCGUGUUCCGCGCCUCGUGCCGCAGCCGCCACGACGGCAGGAUGAUGGACGUGGCGUGA